This is a messenger RNA of Colletotrichum godetiae, 675 nucleotides long. RefSeq names its product flavoprotein. Bases 1 to 675 code for a protein of 224 amino acids. Gene Ontology annotation, cellular component: phosphopantothenoylcysteine decarboxylase complex. The record is from RefSeq and is a predicted model, not a curated record. Gene Ontology annotation, molecular function: phosphopantothenoylcysteine decarboxylase activity; FMN binding. NCBI's taxonomy places the organism in Eukaryota, Fungi, Ascomycota, Sordariomycetes, Glomerellales, Glomerellaceae. The transcript is spliced from 3 exons. Gene Ontology annotation, biological process: coenzyme A biosynthetic process.
AUGUCAAAAGUAGGCGUCUCAGACGAUCCGGCCGCAGCAGUCGCGACAUCCCGCUCCGACGGCAAGACUCAUCUGCUCCUAUGCGCCAGCGGCUCAGUGGCCACCAUCAAGUUGCCCAACAUCAUCAAAGCCCUCGGCCACCACAAGAGCCUCGCCAUCAGAGUCAUCCUCACGGCCUCGGCGACAGAGUUCCUCAAUGGUUCAACAGAAGAACAGCCCUCUCUUGCCGCGAUAAGAGUGCUGCCAAAUGUCGAAGGCAUUCACUUGGAUGCGGAUGAGUGGGUGCAGCCUUGGCGGCGCGGUGCGUCGAUUCUGCAUAUUGAGUUGCGACGGUGGGCGGACUUGAUGCUCGUCGCUCCACUUUCGGCAAACACACUGGCCAAAAUCGUCAACGGCUUCUCAGACAACCUCUUGACAAGUGUGGUCCGAGCAUGGGAUGCAGAUGGACUCAUCGAUGGCCGGAAAAAGAAGAUCCUUGUGGCUACCGCGAUGAACUCGGCCAUGUACGCGCAUCCUAUUACUGCGAAGCAGGUCAAGGUGCUAGAAGAAGAGUGGUCGUGGUUCGAGGUACUGAGACCGAUUGAGAAGACGCUUGCUUGUGGUGACACUGGCAGUGGUGCAAUGAUGUCGUGGGAGGAUAUAGUCAAGGUGACGGAGACGAGGCUUGGCCUUUGA